Molecule: messenger RNA, 4589 nt
Organism: Teleopsis dalmanni
Lineage: Eukaryota; Metazoa; Arthropoda; Insecta; Diptera; Diopsidae
Product: zinc finger protein 628
Exons: 8
Coding region: 923-4351 (1142 amino acids)
Source: RefSeq, a predicted model, not a curated record
AAGCAUAACUGAAAUAAAAACUAAAAGUAUAUAUAAAAAAGUUCUAUAAUGUAUAUAUUAUUUAAAAGUAAACAUGUUUUGUAAUUUGUCUGAAAGUGAAAUGAAUUUCUGAGACGGCGGUCGCGGCAGCCAUUUAAGAAUUUUCGUUAGUCUGAUUCGUCGUGUUUUUGUACAGGGAGCUGCGGCAGAGGGCAGCGAACUGCUACCAAAGCUUCAAUAUUGAUGGUGGCGGCAUCGAGCUUGAGAACAAGUGUGUUGUGCGAUAAAAUAAUUCAGCUAGUGGGGAGUGGUGUCAUUUGUUGUUAUACUGUAGUGGAGUGAAAAAAUGGAGUAGAAAAGUACGUGCGAAUAAUAAUAUUACAAUAAAUAAAUAUUUAGUUAAUUCCAAUAAUAUCAAAAGUGCGAAAAAAAUACCUAUGUAAAAUAUGUUUUAAUCAAAUUUUAAAAUGUUUGCAUUUUCGAACAACUUUUUAUAAAAAACAAACGAUUCCAACAUAUGGUAACAAGGUUUAGUGCGCUUAAACUUUGGCAAUUAAUUUUUAAUAAAAUUAUUAUAUUAUGCAUUUUGUGGGCAUGCGUUGUCUUCAACAUCCAUAGUUUACGGCGGAUAAUCAGUGCGGAGGAAAGUGUUGUAUUGUGCCAAGUCUUAUCAAAUUUAAUAACAAGAGGGUACUAAUUCUGUUUUGGAUUGAGAGAACAUUAUUUUCUUAUUAGUUUGUUACAUUUGCAUAUUUUAGGAUAAUUUGGAUACAAAAUAAACAAAUAAAAAGUGUUGAACACUUGAAAAGCAAACAAACAAACAUACAAACAAACAAACAUAUAAACAAACAAACCGAUAAGCAAGUACACGUUAAAAUAAACAUAAAUAAACAUAAAUAUAAGUAUGAAAAAAUGUUUGCAAUCGCAUGGUUGCAUUUGAAAAAUGAAUACUGAACAUGCAACAGCAACUCCUGGUGAGUCAGCGACAGCAACAGCCACUGCAACAACAAACCGAAAUGAAUCUAAUCAACAACAGCAGCAACAACAACAACAGCAGCAGCAACAAAAUCAGCACUCUCCCCAACAAUUGCAACAACAACAGCAGCAGCCACAACAACAACAACAACAAAUUGAACAUUCACGACAUACACAGCAACAACAACCGCAUCAGUUAAAUGAGUUAGGUAAAUACUGGGUAGUUACGAAUUUGUUUCAAAAUCCUGGACAAGCUGCACCGUAUAACAUUGGCGUUACUCAUGCACCUCCAUCAACUGUAGUUCCACCAACAUUAUCUCAGUCAAUACCGGCAGACAUUAAACCAGUUACAACACCAUCGGCAGUAACAACAAGUGCAAAAGUUGCUACUAGUAGCAUUGACGCUGCAACGCUACAAAUUCCGCAACCUAUGUUGACAAAUGCAGUUAUUGGUCAGCAAUUGCCAAAUGGUGCUAUCCUAGCUGCACAACAGCAACAUCCAAACGCCAGAGAUCAGCAACAACAAUUACACGUACAUACACUAAAUACCAAUGAUGACAAUCGCCAACAUGUAACGCAACAGCAACAACAGCAACACGUUACUCUACAACAGGAUAUGAUUAAAGAAGAAAAGCCUUUUGCUAAUGGUAAAAUAAAUCAACAUAUAAUUAUGCAACACGUUACAGCUGCGUCGUCGCCUAUAAGAGCGGGUGCAGGGACAACUAUUACGCUUGGUGCUCCUAAAACAGAAAUAAAAGAUGAUGUUAUGGGUAAACCACCACCUGGCAUCGAAAUGUAUAAGGUUAAUAUAGAGGACAUAUCACAGUUAUUCACGUAUCAUGAAGUAUUUGGUAAAAUUCAUGGUGAUAUAAAUCCACAGUUAACUACACACGCUAUACCCGGGCAAACAGUAGGUACAUCACAUAAUGCUGCUAACAAUGCUGCGGUUGCAGCUGUUGUAGCAAGUGCUAAUGCUACAGCAGCAGCCAACGCUAAUGCAAAUGCUGGUGCUGUUACGACAACAUCUAAUUUAACAACGACUAUAAGCACAGGUAGUACAACUGCGCCAGCUGGUGCAACCAUAACUACCACCACUACUGGACUUCUAAUGCCUAAAAUGGAGGGUGGCAUACCACUUAUAGAUCAAACAGCUAGUAUUACUUUGGCACCUGAUGGUACGCCUAUUGCCACCGGUAAUCAUGUUUGCGAUAUAUGCGGUAAAAUGUUUCAAUUUCGUUAUCAAUUAAUUGUGCAUCGACGCUAUCACAGCGAACGCAAGCCUUUUAAUUGUCAAGUAUGUGGUCAAGGGUUUACUACAUCUCAGGAUCUUACACGUCAUGGUAAAAUUCAUAUCGGUGGACCUAUGUUCACAUGUCUUGUUUGCUUUAAUGUAUUUGCUAAUAAUGCCAGUUUGGAGCGGCAUAUGAAACGCCAUUCAACUGACAAGCCUUUCGCUUGUACAAUAUGUCAAAAAACGUUUGCACGUAAAGAACAUUUGGAUAAUCACUUUCGAUCGCAUACUGGAGAAACACCUUUUCGCUGUCAAUAUUGCGCUAAAACAUUUACACGAAAAGAGCAUAUGGUUAAUCAUGUUCGAAAGCAUACGGGUGAAACUCCACAUCGUUGCGAUAUUUGUAAAAAGUCAUUUACGCGCAAGGAACAUUACGUUAAUCACUAUAUGUGGCAUACUGGUCAAACUCCUCAUCAAUGUGAUGUAUGUGGCAAGAAAUACACACGUAAGGAGCAUUUGGCUAAUCAUAUACGUUCUCAUACCAAUGAUACACCAUUUCGUUGUGAAAUUUGUGGUAAAAGUUUUAGCAGAAAAGAACAUUUUACUAAUCACAUCCUAUGGCACACCGGUGAAACACCUCAUCGCUGUGAUUUCUGUUCAAAGACCUUUACACGUAAGGAGCAUUUGUUGAAUCAUGUACGUCAACAUACUGGUGAAUCACCGCAUCGUUGCACCUAUUGUUUAAAAACUUUUACGCGUAAGGAACAUCUCGUUAACCAUAUACGUCAACAUACCGGUGAGACACCGUUUAAGUGCACUUAUUGCACAAAAGCGUUCACUCGCAAAGAUCAUAUGGUCAAUCAUAUCCGUCAGCAUACAGGCGAAUCACCUCACAAGUGCACCUAUUGUACCAAAACUUUUACUCGAAAAGAACAUCUUACGAACCAUGUACGACAGCACACGGGCGAAUCGCCGCAUAAAUGUACAUACUGCAGUAAAACAUUUACUCGGAAAGAACAUCUUACGAAUCAUAUACGCUUGCAUACUGGCGAUUCACCGCACAAGUGCGAAUAUUGCCAGAAAACUUUUACACGUAAAGAACAUUUGAACAAUCAUAUGCGGCAACAUUCUAGUGACAAUCCACACUGCUGCAAUGUGUGUAAUAAACCAUUUACGCGUAAGGAACAUCUUAUUAAUCAUAUGUCACGGUGUCACACUGGUGAUCGACCAUUUGCUUGUGAAACUUGCGGCAAAUCAUUUCCUCUUAAAGGAAAUUUGCUAUUUCAUCAACGGAGUCAUACAAAAGGUCAAGAAUGCGAAAGACCUUUUGCAUGUGAAAAAUGCCCUAAGAACUUCAUAUGCAAAGGUCAUCUUGUUUCACAUAUGCGUUCACAUUCUGGUGUUAAGCCACAUGCGUGCACAUUAUGUAGUAAAGCUUUUGUUGAACGUGGAAAUUUAAAGCGUCAUAUGAAAAUGAACCAUCCAGAUGCAGUUAUGCCACCACCACCUGUGCCACAUCCUCAAAUACCUGCGGGUAUAUUAACGCAAGUUAAGCAAGAAAUAAAACCUAUUCUGAUUCCUCAUCAAACACCAACUAUGCAUACCAUACAACAAAUAACUUCUGGUGCUUCUGGAGCAAAUGCUGUGCAAUUGGUACCUGAACUAGUACCUUUAGUUACCUCAACAAUAACAUCGCAUAAUAGUCAAAAACAACAGCAGCAGCAACAACAACCACUUCCACAGCACCAACAGCAUCAGCAACAAGUACAACAACAGCAGCAGCAACAACAACAACAACAGCAACAGCAGCAGCAGCAACAACAACAACAGCAGCAGCAACAGCAGUUACAACAGCAACAUCAGUUAUUACAGUUAUCAAUACAACAAGCAGCACAUCAUCAACAACAAGAACAGCAUCGCCAGCAACAGCAACAACAACAACAGCAGCAGCAACAACAACAGCAAACACAUCAUCAGCAACAACAGAAUCAAGCUGCUCAACAACAACAACAACCACAAACAACGCAUUUACAACCUCAACAACAGCAACAAUCAACACAGCCUGUGCCAAUUGCUUUAAUACAGGCUGAUCCAAGUGCCCUUGCUCGUGCUGCAAUGCAAUUACACUUACCAGGCAAUGUUGAACAACAUCCUGUUGUUUACUAACAACAGCAGAAUUUUACAACGCAUUGGUGAGCCGCAAUCAAACAAAAAACGACAACUUUUAUUUUAAAAGUUAUAAUUACUGUAAUUACGCGUUUUAUAAACAAAAUAUUUAUAAUAAUUUUUACGUUCAACAUUAGCAGUACCUUUUUAAAAUGAACUGAAUGAUAAUUCAUAUUUUAGGAAUGAUAAACAUUCAUUUUAUUUAAAAGAUGAAUUAUAAAAAGAUGAUAAUCGUUAA